AUGUCGCUGCCCGAGCCCCUGAGGAGGCGGCUGGGCUCCUUCAGCCGCACCGUCUUCACCGACAGCCACCGCACCGGCCCGCAGAGUGAUAAAGACUUCUCUCUAUCUACAGAUAAUGAAAUAGUUUCCAGUUUACCACUGCAGAUGUCCCUCUAUUUCAACGUUUACUUUUUCCCAUUUUGGUGGCUCAGCACAGUUGUCAUGCUCCAUCUGAAGUAUCCAGUCUUGUCAGAUUACUACAAGUUCAUCCUGGUCACAAUCAUGAUCCUAGCCUCUCUAAUAGAGGUCAUUCGACUCUACCUGGGAUACAUGGGCAAUCUGCAGGAGAAGGUCCCUGAGCUGGCUGGGUUUUGGCUCCUGAGUCUCCUCCUGCAGUUGCCUAUAAUUCUCUUCUUGCUAUUUAAUGAAGGUCUGAAAAUUCAGCCACUGGAGCGAGCAGUCCAUAUUGUCUUUGCCCUCUUCCUCACCUUCCAAGUCGUUGCAGCCUUUGUCACCCUGAAAAGAAUGGUGAACAAACUGGCAACUCACUUCCGCCUUAACGAAUUUGACCAGCUGGAGGAACAUCCUGUGCCUGAUUUUUACAGCCUGGGUAAAGAAGAGAGAGCAGUUUCCAUGGCUGGUAGGGGCCCCAGUGCUGGCUGGGGGUCACACACUGAGGGCCUGAGGAGCUAACAGAGGCGGGCCUCAUGUUGCUACAGCUCUGUUUCCAUUUUGUUGGGUCAUUCUUUACCUUCCUACAUCAGAGAUUAAAAAAUAGAUCUUGCUUAAGAGCCAUCAUUAAACGUCAGAGAUUGGAGCUCCACUCUGCAAGAAAAAUCGAAGCCAAUUACAUAACUGGUUUGAGUGGACUAUUUGUGGACUGUUACUGCGUAGAGUACCAACAGAGUAGAUUUGGUGGUUUUUACAUUUUACAAAGUCAUAUUUUUAAAAAAACAAGCCUUUUUUCCUCACUGUUUGCACAGAAUUGUUUUGUUUACAAUAAAUC
Molecule: messenger RNA, 985 nt
Organism: Gymnogyps californianus (California condor)
Lineage: Eukaryota; Metazoa; Chordata; Aves; Accipitriformes; Cathartidae
Gene: TMEM17
Product: transmembrane protein 17
Exons: 4
Coding region: 1-672 (223 amino acids)
Biological process (GO): non-motile cilium assembly
Cellular component (GO): ciliary transition zone
Source: RefSeq, a predicted model, not a curated record